Molecule: messenger RNA, 4107 nt
Organism: Ooceraea biroi (clonal raider ant)
Lineage: Eukaryota; Metazoa; Arthropoda; Insecta; Hymenoptera; Formicidae
Gene: Gprk1
Product: G protein-coupled receptor kinase 1
Biological process (GO): protein phosphorylation; regulation of signal transduction; G protein-coupled receptor signaling pathway
Molecular function (GO): G protein-coupled receptor binding; ATP binding; G protein-coupled receptor kinase activity
Source: RefSeq, a predicted model, not a curated record
CUCAUUCCUUUCUCUGGCGCGAACCAGUGCAGAGUGCGAGUCGCGAGUGGUCGGGGGAACGCGCGAGUGCUCGCGAGCCUUUUGACUUGAUCUUCGCCGUUACUCCCGCGGUGUGCGACUUCCGUAAGCGUGAAACUUUUACGCGUCUUAUCUCGGAGUAGUUUCGCGCGCGCGUCCGGUCGGUGCGCGGUCUCGAGUAUUCCGCGUUGUCCAGGUGAAACGUCGAUCGUGUGCACGGGUGUGACGUGGAGAGUACUCCGGUCGCGGCACCUCGCGCGAGAUUAAAAUGGGAGUUUACGCGGCCGAGAGGAGACCAAUGUUGUUGAAACGUCAAGUUCCGUACGUGCAAACAACGGCACUGUGAAACGGUGCAGCAACGACCAUAAAAGCGCGAGAGGACGACGCACCGAACGAUCGUGACUGAAAAAGGGGAGCAUCAUCGUUCGAUGCUCGCGUCGUCGUCACCGCGACGCUAACCUCGCUCGGUGUUGCGUGCUCGGUUGCGUCACGAUCGCUCGCCGAUCGCUCGGCGACGUCCGUGAGUCCGUCCGUCCGUCCCGUCGCGUCGGAUCUGUCAAUUAAGCGAAGCGCGAGGCCCGUGGCGCGUCGGUUCGGCUGUUUUGUCGUCGCGCGAAAUGCUGCCAUCAUCGUCAUCGUCGUCGUCGGCGUCGUCGCCGUCGCCGUCGCCGUCGCCGUCGCCGUCGUCGUGCUCAUCGUCGAUGUUACGCUGAAAAUAUGCGGCAGUGAAGAUCGCACGGCGAAGCACCGCCCGUAACAGCGCGAAGCGGCUGGCUCUGCUGCGUGUGCUAGGUCGCAGGUGUCGGCCGGGAGAGAGAGAGGAAGAGAGAAGAGAGCGAGAGAGAGGAAGCGGAACCCGCUCGCAGCCCAAGGGGGUGAUCGCCGCGUCCGCGCGACGGACCACCGUCGGAGGAACCACCAAGGAAAAUGGCGGACCUCGAGGCGGUGCUGGCCGAUGUCAGCUACCUGAUGGCCAUGGAGAAGAGCAAGUGCACGCCAGCCGCUCGUGCCAGCAAGAAGAUCGUCCUGCCGGAUCCUAGCGUUAGAAGCGUUAUGCAUAGAUAUCUGGAGAAGAAUAAUGAAGUAAACUUCGACAAAAUAUUUAAUCAAAUGUUAGGUUACCUUUUAUUCAAAGACUUCUGCGAGACUGUAGCGGAGGAACCGAUUCCGCAACUUAGGUUUUACGAAGAGAUCAAAACGUACGAGAAGCUCGAGUGUCCGGAAGAAAGGAGAAAACUUGCCAGGGAAAUCUACGACAAUUUCAUUAUGAAAGAGUUGCUGGCACAUUCUCACGAAUAUUCGCAAGAAGCAGUAUCGCACGUGCACAAAUAUCUCAUGAAGAAUGAGGUUCCAGUUAACUUGUUCGAGCCAUACAUUGAAGAAAUAUUUAAUCACCUACGAGGAGAACCAUUUCAGAAAUUCCUGGAAAGUGACAAAUACACUCGUUUCUGUCAAUGGAAAAACUUGGAGUUAAAUAUUCAGUUGACGAUGAACGACUUCAGCGUGCACCGGAUAAUAGGAAGAGGCGGUUUCGGUGAGGUGUACGGUUGCCGAAAAGCGGAUACUGGCAAAAUGUACGCCAUGAAAUGUCUAGAUAAGAAGCGCAUCAAGAUGAAACAGGGUGAAACGUUGGCUCUCAACGAGAGAAUAAUGCUGUCGCUAGUCAGUACUGGGGUGGACUGCCCGUUCAUAGUAUGUAUGACAUACGCGUUUCACACACCCGACAAGCUGUGUUUCAUACUGGACUUGAUGAACGGUGGUGAUCUGCACUACCAUUUAAGCCAACACGGGGUUUUUAACGAACCGGAAAUGAAGUUCUACGCCGCGGAGGUGAUCCUCGGUUUGGAACACAUGCACCGCAGGUACAUCGUUUACCGUGAUCUGAAGCCUGCGAACAUACUCCUGGACGAGCACGGCCACGUCAGAAUAUCGGACUUGGGAUUGGCAUGCGACUUCUCAAAGAAGAAACCACACGCAAGCGUUGGUACGCAUGGAUAUAUGGCACCGGAGGUACUUUCGAAGGGCACCGCAUACGAUUCGAGUGCAGACUGGUUUUCCUUCGGUUGUAUGCUGUACAAGCUCUUGAAAGGGCACAGUCCAUUCAGGCAACACAAAACCAAGGACAAGCACGAGAUAGACCGCAUGACGCUGACCAUGAAUGUUGAAUUACCAGAAACGUUUUCAUGGGAGUUACGGUCCCUGUUAGAAGGUUUACUACAACGGGACAUCAACAACAGACUUGGAUGCCGUGGCAACGGCGCGGACGAGUUAAAGGCGCACCCAUUUUUCAAAGGUAUCGAUUGGCAACAGGUGUACCUACAAAAGUAUACGCCGCCUUUAAUACCGCCACGCGGCGAGGUCAACGCCGCGGAUGCUUUCGAUAUCGGCUCCUUCGACGAGGAAGACACGAAGGGAAUCAAGUUGACGGAAGCGGAUCAAGAUCUGUACAAAAACUUUCCCCUAGUCAUCUCCGAAAGAUGGCAGGCUGAAGUGGCCGAGACUGUAUUUGAGACAAUCAAUAAUGAGGCGGACAAGUUGGAAAAUAAGAAGAAGGCGAAACAGAAGCAGCGUUUCGACACGGAUGAAAAAGGUUCAGAUUGUAUAUUGCACGGUUAUAUAAAAAAAUUAGGGGGCCCAUUUGCGAGUGCGUGGCAAACGCGUUACGCGAAACUGUACCCGAAUCGGUUAGAAUUACACCCGGAAUCAGCGACUAAGCCCGAGCUCGUAUUUCUUGAUCAGGUCGAAGAAAUAAUGGCAGAUCUGCAGCCUGUGAAAGGAGAGCAGUGCAUCAUAAUGCGUACAAGGGAUGCAAAGAUUGUACUUACUAACGCUGACGAAAUAAGCUUAAGGGAAUGGGCGCAAUCGUUAAGAGCAGCUCAUAAAUGCUCAAUGGAGAUGCUCGGUAAUAUGGCCAGGAAAGCAGGCAAGAUUUACGGGACUGAGCGGGAUGCCAUGAUCCCGGCGACGCAGCGAUCAACGAACGGCAACUAGCCCAUUGCCGCUAUUAUGUGCAACGUCGCACCAUCAUACUCCAGUCCCACUGCCCCGCAGCAGCGACAGCAGCAGCAACUUUUUUUAUAUUAAACGAGUAAGAGAAGCGCAGCGAAUGAAGAAAAGCUUCGCGUCGAGCGAAGAGCGUCUUUUUCGAAUUUCGGCGUCGACGGCGACGGUGACCACGACGCGCACAGCAGUGCCUCUUCCUCUCGAAAGCUCGUUCUCGAUUUUUCGCUGCGUCGUUAUAAAAAGCGGAAUAAAUCACUUUCACGGCACGGUCUUUGGAUCACAAGCGGAAAUGUCCCAAAGAAAAUCCCGUUGUACGGCGAAUAGCGCUGCGCUGUGUAUUAUAGAGACUCUAGCGAAGUAGUGUUGUAUCGUGCGUACGUCCUUCCAAGACCAUGAGGAUAGCAUGCGCGCUCGCUCGUUCACAUACACGACAGACUACACGUAUGCAGAGAUAAAAAAAAAUAACGACGGAAAACGCAACACAUACAAACACCGACAGAAACACACACACACACACACACUCCUAACCGUAGCUUCUGAUCACUAGCGCGGGCGCGUAGGCAUCCCGUUAUAUUUGUACGUUAGAUGUAUGUGAAACAUGUGACGUAGCGACUAGCGAUCGACCGAGCGAUGAACAAAAAUUAACACAAGCAACAUACACGGAAAACAAGACACACACAUCCAGUAGUGUAUUAUUAUUAUCUAGCAUUCUACGCGAUCCCUUACUCUUUAUUAUUUUCUACGCGUUUCAUCGUAUUGCUCGUUUACUUAAUUUAUUUACUAAUGCAAAUAGCGGCAGAAGGAGCAAAAGCGAGAGAGAGAGAGAGAGAGAGAGAGAAAAUAAGAGUGAGAAUGAAAAUAAAAAGUGCGAUUGUUUUUAUAUUAUCCUUACGAUGAAACAAAAAUGAUCCAUUAUUUAUUAUAAUGUUAAUUAUGAAAGAAUGGAAGAAUGAGUGAGAGAGAGAACAAGAGAACUUGAUUGUAUAUUAGCCAAAAGUGGAUUGAAUACCGAAUACAAUACACAUGUGUAUGCUCGAGUGGAUAUAUUGCGAAAUCCGCUCUGGCAAUAAAAUAUGCAAUGAACGU